Periconia digitata is the source of this 1926-nucleotide messenger RNA. Lineage: Eukaryota; Fungi; Ascomycota; Dothideomycetes; Pleosporales; Periconiaceae. The record is from the annotation of a GenBank genome assembly.
UGCUGCACAUUUAUCGGACCCUGUGCCGUCAUCAUUGUUUCAAUCUAUCACUCUCUCUUAUCCCAUACCUAUAGUGCAUUUUGUGUCCAAUUCUCCCCGCUUUCGCGAUUGCACUCGUGCAAAUCUCCCCAGACAAUGAAUGACAACGAAGAGUUCAAGGCGACCACGCACCACCAGGAAAAAGUCGAGUCACAAGGCAGUCGUACUAGUUACGAUGUCGAAGCCUACGAUGCUGUCGAAGAGAAGAAGUUGAUGCGAAAGGUGGAUUGGAGACUUCUCCCAAUUUUAGGCGCUAUGUACUCCAUUGCGCUAAUCGACCGUACCAAUAUCUCUAAUGCCCGUGUGGCUGGUAUGGGUGCGGAUCUUGCCCUUCAAGUUGGCGAUCGUUAUACGAUUGUGCUCGUACUGUUCUUCCCCACGUACGCGUUGCUCGAAUUGCCUUCCAAUAUGGUUCUCCGCAAGUUGGGUGCUGCUAGAUGGCUUUCCUUCAUCGGACUAUCAUGGGGCGCUGUGAUGAUCGGCCAAGGUUUUACAAAGCACUGGAUUGCACUGGCCAUUUGUCGCGUGUUGCUCGGAGCUUUUGAAGCUGGGUUUUUCCCGGGAUGCGUCUAUCUCAUCACUUGCUGGUACAAGCGAUUUGAAGUCCAGAAAAGACUGGGUGGUUUUUACCUCGUAUCCGUGGGAAUCGGAGGCAUUGCAAACAUCCUUGCUUACGGUCUGAUGCAAAUGGAAGGCGUUGGAAACCUUAGAGGCUGGCGAUGGAUCUUCAUCAUCGAAGGAAUACUCACAUGCCUUUUGGCCAUUGCAUCGUAUUUCAUCAUUCUCGACUUCCCAGAUAAGGCUGAGAAAAUAGGCUUUUUGACACACUCUGAGGCAGCCUGUGUUCUUCAAAGGAUCGAGGACGACCGGGGAGACUCAGUGUCUGACCCUUUGACAUGGGCCAAAUUUGUCCAUCACCUCAGAGAUCUCAAACUCUGGGCUUUCGCCACCCUUUUCAUGUCAACAACGAUGCCAGCUUAUGCUUUUUCUUACUUCUUACCGGUCAUCCUGGUUGGGAUGGGAUAUUCUGCUGGAGCAGCAAACGCUCUCUCCGCUCCCCCAAACCUCGUCGCAAUGAUCACUGCUCUCGGGUUUGCUUGGGUCGGUGACAAAUAUCGCGUUCGCUCUCCUGUUAUUGCAGUUCAAUGCAUCCUCGCUAUCAUUGGCCUGAUGCUUGUUGCAUAUAGCACGAAUAACGGAGUCCGCUACUUUGGAAGCUUCCUGGGUGUGUGCGGAUGCCAAGGCAAUAUUCCGGCGAUCCUCGCAUAUCAAAGCAACAAUAUCGUGGGACAGAGCAAAAGAUCUGUAGGAAGUGCUCUUCAAAUUGGAUUUGGUGCCAUUGGAGGCAUGAUUGCAAGUACAGUAUUCAGACAGCGGGAUGCGCCGAGAUAUGUCACGGGACUGUGGGUCACAGCAGGAUUGCAGAUCUACAUCUUGACUAUAGUCGGGGUAAUGACGGUACUCUUCAUGAAGAAGAAUAAGCAAGUCGAUGCACAGGUGGCCAAUGGUGGCCCGGAAGAGCCUAUUGAAGGUCAGGUGGGAUUCAGGUAUACUCUUUAAUCGCACUGUUGGAGGACGAAUCUUAAAUAGCAACCCUUUGGUUCAAUUGAUCUCUAGUUAUUUUUGCCAGCAAAGUCCCAUUGAAUCUGUUCUUAGUGUUGUACAGUCGUGUGGAGUUGAACAUAUCUAGGCAAAACAGCAAAUAAAUGAGUUAUUGAGACUCAUCUGAGAGGAUGCAUGAACUGAGGAAUGAUUGAUGGCGAACACGAGCAAUGACUCAUGAUGCAGUUUUCACUGAUCUGCUCGUCCAUAUUUUGGCGUUUUUGAUUAUACUGGUUUUGGAUGAGCAUCUUCUCAUUGGUGCGUACUAACAUUGAAGUGUGCUUU